Molecule: messenger RNA, 4551 nt
Organism: Chaetomium strumarium
Lineage: Eukaryota; Fungi; Ascomycota; Sordariomycetes; Sordariales; Chaetomiaceae
Product: Hydantoinase B/oxoprolinase-domain-containing protein
Exons: 8
Coding region: 429-4454 (1341 amino acids)
Biological process (GO): glutathione metabolic process
Cellular component (GO): cytosol
Molecular function (GO): 5-oxoprolinase (ATP-hydrolyzing) activity
Source: RefSeq, a predicted model, not a curated record
UUGGGAUACGCGAUUUUUGACGAGGAAACUCGAAUCGACGAGCUUGUAUAUCCACGCUAAACCCCGCAAUCCGCUAGUGCUCUAGUUCUGUCACAAGGAGUUGCAUCCAACUUGCAUCCGGACAUCACAUGUGCACCAUGCAUCGCAAUCAGGCAUGAAAGAGUAUCAGGAGGAUAACUUGGAAUCCUCCCAAGCGAUGCCGAGUGGAGUGGGUGGAAAUGUCAAAAAAUGAUAGUUUGACUCCGGAUGGAAUGUCGAAACGAUGGGCAACACGAGGGUUGGAGAUCACGGCAACGAGUUGGCCGAGAGCGGAGAAGACGAGCAGGUAUCAAAAAGGGCCAUCUCGCUGCCUCCCACAGGUUGGAUUCAAUGCCGCAGAAUAACACACACUCUUCACAAACUUCCUUCACACAACAUCUUCUCCAACCAUGGGUUCCCUCGAGACAGACACAAUAUCGGAUGCCUCCUCGCUUCACAAGGGCAUCCGGUUUGCCAUUGACCGCGGCGGCACAUUCACCGACGUCUGGGCUGGUGUGCCCGGCCAGCCAGACAUAGUCACCAAACUCCUGUCUGUUGACCCUGAGAACUACGAUGACGCGCCGGCAGAAGGAAUCCGGCGGGUGCUGGAGAUGGUCUCCGGGAAGACGAUCCCCAGGAGAUCGCCCAUCCCAAAAGACAUGAUCCAGUCCAUCCGCAUGGGCACCACCGUGGCCACGAAUGCCCUCCUGGAGCGGAAAGGAACGCGCCACGCCUUUCUCGUGACACAAGGGUUCCGCGACCUGCUCGAGAUCGGCUACCAGUCGCGGCCGAAGCUGUUCGAGCUGGGCAUCCGCAAGCCCGAGCUCCUCUACGACGAGGUGGUGGAGAUCUCGGAGCGCAUCACGGUCGAAGGGUUCGACGAGGACGUGCACAAGGACAGCCGCCCGGCGCCCAAGGAAUCCCCCGGCCUGUUUGUCCGGGGCAUCACGGGCGACAUCCUGCGCAUCGUCCGGCCGCUGGACGAGGCCGAGGUCCGCGAGAAGCUGGAGGCGCUGAAGGCCAAGGGCAUCGACACCGUCGCCAUCUGCCUGGCCCACUCGUACAUGUACCCGGCGCACGAGGACCGCAUCGCCGAGAUGGCGGCCGAGAUGGGCUUCGCACACGUGUCCAAGUCGUCCAGCGUCGGGGCGAGCAUGAUCAAGAUGAUCUCGCGCGGCAGCUCGGCGUCGGCGGACGCGUACCUGACGCCCGAGAUUGUGCGCUAUGUCGACGGGUUUUCCAAGGCCUUUGAGGGCGGCAACCUGGACGGCGUCUCGUGCGAGUUCAUGCAGAGCGAUGGUGGGCUGGUCAACCACCAGGCGUUUAGUGGGCUCAGGGGUAUCUUGAGUGGUCCUGCGGGCGGAGUUGUCGGCUAUGCCAGGACUUCCUACGACGGGUCGUCACCCGUGGUCGGGUUUGACAUGGGCGGCACGUCCACCGAUGUCAGUCGCUACGGCGGCUCGUUCGAGCACGUCUUUGAGACCACCACUGCGGGAGUCUCGAUUCAAAGCCCGCAACUGGACAUCAACACGGUGGCCAGCGGCGGCGGAAGCAUCCUGUUCUGGCACAACGGCCUGUUCAAGGUCGGACCUGAGAGUGCUGGCGCACACCCUGGCCCGGCCUGCUACCGAAAGGGAGGCCCGCUCACCAUCACCGACGCGAACCUGUUCCUGGGCCGCUUGAUUCCCGACUACUUCCCGGCCAUCUUUGGACCGGACGAGAACAUGCCGUUGGACUCCAAAGUGGUGGAGGAAAAGUUCCAAGCCCUGACGGACCGCAUCAACAAAGACACGGGCAGGUCCAUGACGCCCCUCGAAGUGGCCCACGGCUUCGUCGACGUGGCCAACGAGUCGAUGAGCCGCCCCAUCCGCGCCCUGACCGAGGCCCGUGGCUACGAGACGGCACAGCACGUCCUUGCCACCUUUGGAGGCGCCGGCGGACAGCAUGCCUGCGAGAUGGCUGUGAAGCUGGGCAUCCGGCGCAUUGUGAUCCACAAGUACUCGAGUAUCCUGUCCGCCUACGGCAUGGCGCUGGCCGAAGUGGUCCAGGAAGCCCAGGAACCCAGCUCGGAAACGCUGACGGAUGAGUCGUUGCCGCGGCUGAAUGAACGCAUUGCCAAGCUCAAGAGCAAGGUCACGGAGGGUCUGCUCUCCCAAGGGGUCAAGCCGUCCGCCAUCGCCUACGAGCCGUAUCUCAACCUUCGCUACCACGGGACCGACACCAACUUUAUGAUCCAGGAGCCCGCUGACGGCGACUGGCGGACGGCGCUGGAGGCGGAACACUUGAGGGAGCUCUCGUUUACCUUCCCUCGCUCGCGGAAGGUUCUUGUCGAUGACGUCCGCGUUCGUGGCAUCGGAAAGAGCGACGAGGUCAGCCAGGACAACGAGAGUUUGGUGAAGGAGUCCAAGGAGCUGGUCUUCUCUGCUGCUGGCAAAGGGGAGGAGCGCACGGUCGACGUCUUCUUCGCAGAAGGCGGUCUUCAGCCUACAAAGGUCUACUUGCUGUCUAAGCUGCGCCCGGGCAAUGAGGUGCACGGUCCGGCCAUCAUCAUCGACAGCACCCAGACCAUGGUGAUUGUGCCCGGCGCCACGGCCCGGAUCCUGACAUCCCACGUGCUGAUCGACCUGCCCGAGCCGCCGUCCAAGCAGACGGACGAGGACAGCAAGCUGGUCGACCCGAUCAAGCUCAGCAUCUUCGGCCACCGCUUCAUGAGCAUCGCCGAGCAGAUGGGCAGGACGCUGCAGAAGACGAGCCUGUCGCUCAACAUCAAGGAGCGCCUCGACUUCUCGUGCGCUAUCUUCAGUCCCGACGGCGAGCUGGUGGCCAAUGCGCCCCAUGUGCCGGUGCAUCUGGGCAGUAUGAGCUAUGCCGUCCGGUACCAGCACGAGCUUCACAGGGGUAAAUUGCGGCCCGGCGAUGUGUUGGUCACCAACCACCCCGAGACAGGGGGCACUCAUCUUCCCGACAUCACGGUCAUUACUCCGGUAUUUGACGACGACGGCAAGACCAUCACCUUCUACACGGCCGCACGGGGUCACCACCUCGACAUUGGCGGUUGGCGAGGCAACUCCAUGCCGCCUGACUCGACCGAGCUGUGGCAAGAAGGCGCCGCCAUCAAGUCCUUCUUCCUAGUGCGCGACGGGCACUUCGAUGAGGAGGGCAUCGUCAAGAUCCUCCUGGAGCCGGGCAAGUACCCGAACUGCAGCGGUUCCCGGCGGCUGGCCGACAACCUCUCGGACCUCAAAGCCCAGGUGGCCGCCAACCACAAGGGCAGCACGCUGAUCAAGGCGCUGAUGGACGAGUACGGCAAGCAGACGGUGCACUUCUACAUGCGCGAGAUCCAGAAGAACGCCGAGGUGGCCGUGCGGAACUACCUCAAGUCGGCCUACAAGCGCUUCGGCGCCACCCCGCUUAAGGGCAGGGACUACCUCGACAACGGGUCACGCAUGGAAGUGACGGUCACGCUCGACGAGACCGGCUUCGGCACCUUCGACUUCACCGGUACUAGCUGCGAGAUGCUGUCCAACAUGAACGCGCCGGCGGCCAUCACCUACUCGGCGCUCAUCUACACGCUGCGGCUGCUGAUCGGGUCCGACAUCCCGCUCAACCAGGGCUGCCUCGCCCCGACCAAGGUGAUCCUGCCGAAGAAUACCUUCCUCAACCCGUCCGCAGGGCCGGCCGUCUGCUGCGGGAACACGCUCACGUCGCAGCGGCUGGUGGAUUUGCUCCUCAAGACAUUCCGCGCCGCGGCCGAUAGCCAGGGGUGCAUGAACUGCUUCGGCUUCUUCGGCAACUGCACCCCCGCCCCCAACACUCCGGGUUCUGACAGCAAGGAGCAAGGCGAGAAGAAAGAGCAAGAGAUGGGCUUCGGCUUCAGCUACGGCGAGACCAUGUGCGGCGGCGAAGGGGCCGGCCCGACGUGGCACGGCGCCAGCGGCGUGCAGGUGCACAUGACCAACACGCGCACGACCGACAUGGAGAUCAUCGAGAAGCGCUACCCCGUGCUGAUCCGCGAGUUCUCCAUCCGCCGCGGCAGUGGCGGCCGCGGCAAGUUCCGCGGCGGCUGCGGCGUGGUGCGCGACUUUGAGUGCCGCCAUCCGCUCACCUUCGGCCUGAUCACCGAGAGGCGCGUGCAUCGGCCGCAUGGCAUGAUGGGCGGCGAGGAUGGGGAGUCCGGGGGCAAUUACUGGGUGCGCAAGAUGCCUGAUGGUGGUGAGAGGUGGAUCAAUAUUGGCUCGAGGGGCCAAGUUGAUAUGCAGCCUGGUGAUAGGUGUGUCAUCCACACCCCCGGUGGCGGCGGCUGGGGCGUGCCGGAGGAGGAGGAGGAUCAAGAGGAAUCCGGUGUCGUGGACGGCCCGGCGCUGCCCGCGGCCAGCUACCCCCGGGCGGCGGGUACCUUGCAUGCGUUUGCCGCUGCUCAGGAGGCGAGUUCCUGAAUGGGUUUCUGAACAGGACAUAUGAUUUAAUCUGAUCAAUAUCAUUAGUAGUAGUCUAGAACUUGGAUUGAUAAAGUGACAAAACCAUAGAUGAACC